AUGUCGCAGCACCCUACUGACGCUCCCGCCGUCGCUUCCCGCGGCGUCCUGACCACGGGCAACGGCAACCCUGUCGAUAACAACCAGACCUCGCAGACCGCCGGCGAGCUGGGCCCCGUCCUGCUCCAGGACUUCCACCUCCUCGACAAGCUUGCGCACUUUGACCGCGAGCGCAUCCCCGAGCGCGUUGUGCAUGCCAAGGGUGCCGGUGCCCACGGCUACUUUGAGGUGACCAAGGACAUCUCGCACCUGACCUGCGCCAAGUUCCUGAACAAGCUCGGCUCGGCCGACACUGCGCGCGAUCCCCGCGGCUUUGCUGUCAAGUUCUACACCGAGGAGGGCAACUGGGACAUGGUCGGCAACAACACCCCGAUCUUCUUCAUCCGCGACCCGAUCAAGUUCCCCGACUUCAUCCACACCCAGAAGCGCCACCCGCAGACCCACCUGCCGGAUGCCACUAUGAUGUGGGACUUCUGGUCGCUGGUGCCCGAGUCGCUGCACCAGGUUACCAUCCUGAUGUCCGACCGCGGUAUCCCCGACGGCUUCCGCCACAUGCACGGCUACUCGAGCCACACCCUGAAGCUGGUUGCCAAGGACGGCUCGUACAAGUACGUCAAGUGGCACUUCCGCACCGAGCAGGGCAUCAAGAACAUCCUGCCCGAGGAUGCUGCCCGCCUGGCCGGUACCAACCCGAACUACUCCACUCAGGAUCUGUUCGAGGCCAUUGAGCGCGGCGAGCACCCCGCCUGGAAGGUCUACAUCCAGGUCAUCGAGCCCGAGCAGGCCCUCAAGUACCGUUUCAACCCCUUCGAUGUCACCAAGGUCCUCAGCCAGAAGGAGUUCCCGCUGCAGGAGGUCGGCCGCAUGGUGCUGAACCGCAACCCCGAGAACUACUUUGCCGAGGUCGAGCAGGCUGCCUUCUGCCCCUCGCACAUGGUCCCGGGCAUCGCCCCCUCGCCCGACCGCAUGCUGCAGGGUCGCCUGUUCAGCUAUGCCGACACCCACCGCCACCGCCUGGGUGCCAACUACCUGCAGAUCCCAAUCAACCGCCCGAUCAGCGGUGUCAACAACCACCAGCGCGACGGUGCCAUGGCCAUCAACGGCAACGGCGGCUCCACCCCCAACUACGAGCCCAACUCGUUCGGCGGGCCCUCGCAGAACAACCUGCCCGCCCAGACCUACGCCAAGAACUUUGUCAUGCAGGGCGAGGUUGGUCGCCACACCUACGAGGUCACCGAUGACGACUUCGCCCAGGUCAAGGACCUCUACAACCUGUUCACUGCCGAGCAGAAGGACCGCCUGGCCAAGGUCAUCGCCGGUAGCCUGUCGACUGUCCCUGUCUUCAUCCAGAAGCGCCAGCUUAAGCACUUCUACCGUGCCGAUAAGGACUACGGUCGCCGUGUCGAGGCUGCCCUGAAGGCUGCUGGCUCCAAGAUCUAAAUUUCCUUGUCAUUCCCUCUAAUUCAAACAUGAUUUCACUGCAAUGAGC
Messenger RNA from Linderina pennispora, 1489 nucleotides. RefSeq names its product catalase. Gene Ontology annotation, molecular function: catalase activity; heme binding. Lineage: Eukaryota; Fungi; Kickxellomycota; Kickxellomycetes; Kickxellales; Kickxellaceae. The transcript is spliced from 2 exons. Gene Ontology annotation, biological process: response to hydrogen peroxide; hydrogen peroxide catabolic process. The record is from RefSeq and is a predicted model, not a curated record. Gene Ontology annotation, cellular component: peroxisome; cytoplasm; mitochondrion. Bases 1 to 1440 code for a protein of 479 amino acids.